This is a messenger RNA of Puccinia triticina, 2232 nucleotides long. RefSeq lists its product as uncharacterized. Bases 1 to 2232 code for a protein of 743 amino acids. The record is from RefSeq and is a predicted model, not a curated record. NCBI's taxonomy places the organism in Eukaryota, Fungi, Basidiomycota, Pucciniomycetes, Pucciniales, Pucciniaceae. The transcript is spliced from 4 exons.
AUGGCGACCAUACUUGAUCUUCCCAAUGAGGUGCUUGAAUUGAUCUUCGAAUAUCUUGUGACGAUCGAAUUGGGAUGCUUGAAAGAUCGCGACGAUCGGAUAAAAUGCGAAAUAUCGACGGCAAGGACUAUGAGGGUGGUUUGCCGCAUCUGGGCAGAUUGGUUCUACGUCCGUCAUUUAUACAAAGAAUUGCGAUUCGAGAGUGAGGAUGCUCACCGACAAAAUGAGCUCAUUGAUCAUCUCGCCACUCGUUUAUCAUCUUCCGUUCGACCGAAUUGCCAAGUCUUGCAUCUUCAUCACCUUGGAGAUCCUUCGGCAUUUUAUCAACCUGGAAGCAGAAGAUCAACUACGGAUGAAAAAGAAGGACGAUCGAGCAGCGCAUUUGACAUUGUCGGAUGGCUGGCCGAUUUUUUCUCGGAUUCGCUUACCGAAAUCGAGCUAAGGUUCAAGGAAUUUGUCUCGCUCCCCGUCGAAACCAUUGAAGCUAUAGGACGAAUCAGAAAUCUACGCGUGCUUCGAUUGGGUCUUCAUGAUCCCAAAGAGCCAACCUUGAGGAAAGAUUCAGUGCCGGAAACUCGGCCGGACUCACAGUGCCUGCGCUCGUUGAUUGUUGCGGCCCAGAAACUCAAGACACUCGAUCUGGCGCGCCUUGAUCCUGUUGUUCUGACAAGCACUAUUGGUGAUGAACUUGCUAACCACCAACUCCCAGCGAUCACUCAGUUGAUCAUUACCGAACCUUGGGAAGGCUCCUGUGCUGGAUUGGUGAGCCUCGCUACUGCGCUCAAGUCUAGCAUCAAAGUGCUCAUGGUCUCAGGGAUGUCUCGAGAUAGCGGACAAAGGAUUAAGCCGUUAUUUGAAGCACUCAAGGACACGAUUGAAGUAUUGUCACAGCAGGUGAUCCAACUCCCCCCACAUACUCCGCAGCUGUCUGCCGUGCCGGAUGCUCUCGAGUCUCAUCCCAUCGGCUGCUCCUCAGCAAACGGUCGAAGAAGUUCAUCCGGAAUGGCAACCAUCCUCGAUCUUCCCAAUGAGGUGCUCGACAUGAUCUUUGAAUAUCUCGUCACGUUCAAAUUAGGAUCCUUGGCACAUCGUUACACCCGGAUGCUAUGGGAAAGAUUGACGGCAAGCACUUUGAGGCUGGUUUGCCGCAGAUGGGCAGAAUGGUUCUACAUCCAUCACCUGUACAAAGCAUGGCGAUUUGUUAGAGAGGAGGAUUCUAACCGACAAAACGAGUUUGUUAACCACCUUAGCAAACUUUCAUCAUCCUCCCUCCGACCGAAAUGUCAAGUCUUGCAUCUUCAUCACCUUAGAAAUCCCAUACCCUAUUAUCAACUUCGGAGCAGAAGGUCAACUACAGAUAAGAAAGAAGGACGAUCGAGGAGCGCUUGUGAAAUUCUGGAAUGUUUGGCCGAUUUGUUCUCGGAUUCGCUUACCGAAAUCGAGCUAAGGUUCAAGGAAUUUGUCUCGCUCCCCGUUCAAACCCUUGAAGCUAUCGGACGAAUCAAAAAUCUACGCAUUCUUCGAUUGGGUCUUCAUAGAUCUAGAAAAGCUAUAGGGGCAAAAAAUCGGCCGGACUCACAUUGUCUGCGAUCGUUGAUUGUUGCGGCCCAGAACCUCAAGACACUCGAUCUGGUGCACCUUAAUCCUGUUGUUCUAACAAGCACUGUUGGUAAUGCACUUGCUAACCACCAACUCCCAGCGAUCACUCAAUUGGACAUUGCCGACCCUUGGGAAGGCUCCUGUGUGGGAUUCGCGAGCCUCGCUACUGCGUUGAAGUCUAGCAUCAAGAUGCUCAGUGUCUCUGGGUUUUCUCCGGAUAACGCACAAAAGAUUAAGCCGUUAUUUGAAGUGCUUAAGGAUACAAUCGAAGGUAUCUCAGUCGAGACCAGCUCGACACUUGGCCAAGUUCUCAGCCUGAAGUUUCCAAAACUGCGUGUCCUUGAAAUUCAAGAUUGGGAUCGACCUCUCUGCGAUCUUUGGACUGAAAACAUCCUCCCAUACGGCCCAAUCGAGGUCUUUGCAACCGGCAUUAAACCAGCCCAUUAUCAAUUUCCUCUAGAAUCCGAUCUGUUCACAUACAUGCCCAAGCUAAGACGGCUAGUCUUUCCUCUUUGUGCUUGUUGCAACAAGCAAUCAAUCCCAGAUAAUUAUCUGGCGGCUUGUAAGGCCCACGGGAUCGAAUGCUUAAAAUUUGGUCCUGGCUUGAGGAUAUCUGAGAUGAUGGAACUAUGA